AUUAGAGUUAUCCGCCCUUGCUCAGCUGACGAAACAACACUCGGAUGCUUCGUGUCGGGACGAAAAUAGUGCCGGUUGUGUAAGGCAGGUUCAUAUAAUAACGGUGCGCUGCUGAAGUCAGACACCAAAGACUGUGGCUGUAAGAAAUAGACAUAAUCAACCGACUGCAAGUAGUAAGUAAUUUUCUCUGCAUCGUGUGCAACAUCAAAUUGACAAGAUGGGCUCGCACGGAACAGACAAGGUUUUGACUUUAGAAACACUCAACCCGAAUGUCAAGCUUAUGGAGUAUGCGGUCAGGGGACCUAUUGUCGCACGGGCUAAUGAAAUUGAUCAAGAAAUAAAAAACGGAGCCCAAAAACCUUUUGAAAAGGUGGUAAAGGCAAAUAUUGGCGAUUGUCAUGCAACCGGACAAAAACCGAUAAAGUUUAUACGACAGGUGCUUGCAUUAUGUACGUACCCGGAUCUGCUCGAUAGUGAGGAUUUCCCCGAAGAUGCUAAAAGCCGGGCAAGGCGUAUUUUGGGUGGAUGUCGGGGAGCCAGCAUUGGGUCGUACAGUGAUAGCGCAGGAGUGGCAGUGAUCAGACAGGAUAUUGCUGCCUACAUCACCCAGAGAGAUGGCUUUCCUUCCAGUCCCGAUGACAUUAUCAUGUCAACAGGAGCCAGCGAUGGAAUCAAGUCUAUCUUGACACUGCUGCUGACAGGAAAGGGUGGAAGCGACCAAGCAGGUAUCAUGAUCCCAGUGCCACAGUAUCCACUAUACUCAGCAGCCAUUGCAGAAUACAGUGCCUACCCCAUCAAAUAUUACCUGGAUGAAGAAAAGCACUGGGGUAUGGAAGUUGACGAGCUGAGGAGAGCUAUUGCUGAAGCUAAACCCUACUGUAAACCACGGGCGAUUGUCAUUAUUAAUCCUGGUAACCCAACAGGGCAAGUCCUGACCAAGGAAAACAUCAAGGCUGUCAUCAGAUUCGCUAAAGAAGAAAACCUGUUUAUUUUGGCUGACGAGGUGUAUCAGCAUAACGUCUAUGCACAAGGCAGUGAGUUUUUCUCCUUCAAAAAAGUGCUCAUGGAAAUGGGACCGGAAUACAACAAAAUGGAACUGGCGUCAUUUAUGUCGGCGUCGAAAGGUUUCAUGGGUGAGUGUGGCUACCGAGGAGGCUAUGCAGAGGUCAUCAACCUCGACCCAGAGGUCAGGACGCAGUAUCUCAAGAGCAUCUCUGCCAAACUCUGCCCGCCCAUCUCAGGACAAGCCGUCAUGGAUGUCGUCGCGAACCCUCCAGUACAAGGGGAACCAUCUUAUGAACUGUUCAUUAAAGAAAAAGAGGAAGUUUUGUCACAACUCAAGAAGAAAGCUCGCCUUGUGACCGAUACUUUUAAUUCGAUUGAAGGCAUCAAAUGCAAUGAGGUUCAAGGCGCCAUGUAUGCCUUCCCACAGAUUUUCUUGCCCCCCAAAGCUGUCGAAGAAGCAAAGAAGAACAACAAGGCGCCAGAUGCGUUCUACUGUUUCAGUCUCUUGGAGGAGACUGGAAUCUGUACCGUUCCUGGGAGUGGGUUUGCACAGAAGGAUGGAACUUACCAUUUCCGCACAACCAUCCUUCCUCCCCUGGAAGAGAUUGAGCGGGUGUUGAAGCAUUUCCGCACCUUUCACCUUCAGUUCCUCGAGAAGUAUAAGUAAACAGCCGAACCAGUUCCAGAAAACAUGGAGAUAAGUGGAAGUAGAGUUGUUAUCAUUGAGGUAGCUGAUAGAAUCUGUACGUCUGGACUUCGAGGGACAAGAUGAAGAUUUUACAGACACUUCCGUUAGUUAGUGAAAGUAGCCGGUGUAAGCCACCAAGAAUUGUAUUAUAAUAUUAUUAAGCUUAUUCAGAUAUCAUAUGCAGUGUUCAUAUUUUCUAGAUUAAUGGAGUUGUUUCUAAAACAAUUAUUAGAUAUGGGCUAAAGAUAUUUAUCAUAUUCAGACCUAAAUAAAUAAUAAAUAAUAUCCACAACUGGUUCCUUGGGAAUUUGGUACUUAUUCAUGUUUUGUUUUAUUUUGGGGGCAAAUGGCGUUAUAAUGAUUAUAAAUUUGUUGAAAAGUAAUGUUGUUUAUAUGAUACAGCGCUUUGGUAUUGUAGGCAUUAAAAUUGUGGGUUGUUGGUUUUAAAGCAUAUAACGAGAGGAAAAUUAUCAAUAGUAGAUGUGACAGGAUGUUUAAUGGGGUUUAGCAUUAAGAUUGUUAAAUCAUAUGCACUUAUAUCACAACGUGCAUGCACUUGUAUGUGUGUGUGGGGCUGCUUGUGCCAGUCCAUUAUAGACCAUGCCACAGUUUAACAUGAAUACCCUACUCAGACACAGUAUACUGACUCCGAGCCGACCAGUCCUUGUUUAAGCCCCUUAAUGCCAAGCAACAGCCAGGGUAACAACAAGUACCAUCUUUUAAUGUCUCUUUUUAUGACACAGCUGGACCAGGAGGUGGCCUGGUUGGAGAUUUGAACACAGUGCAUGCCUUACAUAGUUUUCAUAAUGUUAAUAGUAGUUAGAAUGUUUUGUGGAAUGUAUAAUUACAUGUAGUUUUUGUAGUAAAUGUUCAACUUGAAUACUCCAAGUAGAUGUCAGUAUGACUUACAAUAACAACUACCGUAUUCGAUGUAAUAAGCGCCCCGCUCUAAUAAGCGCACGCCGAAGACCCGGGUUUGAUUCCCGACAUGGGUACAAUGUGUGAAGCCCAUUUCUGGUGUCCCCCGACGUGAUAUUGCUGGAAUAUUGCUAA
Messenger RNA from Haliotis rufescens (red abalone), 2746 nucleotides. Its product is annotated as alanine aminotransferase 2-like. Lineage: Eukaryota; Metazoa; Mollusca; Gastropoda; Lepetellida; Haliotidae. The record is from RefSeq and is a predicted model, not a curated record. Gene Ontology annotation, biological process: biosynthetic process. The coding region runs from base 218 to 1672 and encodes 484 amino acids. Gene Ontology annotation, molecular function: pyridoxal phosphate binding; L-alanine:2-oxoglutarate transaminase activity. The transcript is spliced from 2 exons.